Notechis scutatus (mainland tiger snake) is the source of this 4508-nucleotide messenger RNA. It is a transcript of the gene ELP2, whose product is annotated as elongator acetyltransferase complex subunit 2. Gene Ontology annotation, biological process: tRNA wobble uridine modification. Gene Ontology annotation, cellular component: elongator holoenzyme complex. Gene Ontology annotation, molecular function: protein binding. Lineage: Eukaryota; Metazoa; Chordata; Lepidosauria; Squamata; Elapidae. The record is from RefSeq and is a predicted model, not a curated record.
AUAGAAUUAAAAACAGGAAAGAGUAAAACAUAACAUUGUCACGACUUUUUAUUUUAAUCUCAUUUUGCCCAUGCAGUGUCAGACUUGCAUAUGCAAAGUUAAAUUAAGUGGAGAAUCCCCAACGAUUCUCAGUAAUUUUAGGACUCCUGAUAAUUAUCGAAAGCAAUUAUUUAUCAACCUUCUCUAUUUCUAUACAUUUGGUUAUGGAAAGGCAACUGAUUUCUAAGAAGAUGAGAGUAGGAUGAUAUGUUAGUAGGAUUGAAGUAGUCCAAAAAUGGGAUGGGGUGGAGAGACCUUACCAAAACAAAAAAACAAAAAAAAACCCACACAAAUAUAAAGCAAGCAAGUCUCUUAUGGAAUUUUCGAACUGAUCAGCACGAAAACUCUGACUUAAUCGUAGAUUUGUAAAGUCUCCGAAUUCCAGCCCGUUUUCUUAAAGUUCUCGCCAGAAUUUAUCGCUUCCGCUCUAUGGACGAGGCUUUCGACGGCGGCUGCUUGGAGUCAACUUCAUUGGAACGCGAGAGAAAAAUGGCAGCCUCCUUAGAAGUGUGCCAUGUAGCUUGCUCCGCUAACCGCGCCGGCCCCGGAGUGAUCUCUUGGGGGAGAGGAACUCUAUUGGCGUUCGGGUCCUGUCGCUCUGUCAUUCUCUAUGACCCGCAGAAAAGAAAAGUAGUGGGAACACUGAAUGGUCAUACUGGGAGAAUUAAUUGUGUUAAGUGGAUUCGCAGAAAAGAUGGAUCUUAUGAAACGGAAUUAAUAUCUGGCGGGUCAGAUAAAACUCUUAUUCUUUGGGAAAUUCAAGAUGAGAAGCUUGUGAAUGAUGUCCACCUCGAAGGUCACACUGAAGCAAUUUGUGCAUUAGAUGCUGUUUACAUGACAAUUGAAAAUGCAUUAGGAUUAAGCCUACUAAUAGCUUCUGCAGCUUCAGACUCUACUGUCAAAAUUUGGUCCAGACAAGGAACAGAAGUUAAGUGCCUUCAGACACUGAUGUUUGGAAAUGGAUUUAUUAUGGAUGUUUCAUUGUCCUUCUUGCCAGGCAGUGACAUACCAGUGCUGGCUUGUGGUGGUGAUGACAGCAGAAUCCACUUAUAUGUGCAACAGGCUGGAGAGUUUCAGAAAUCUUUACUACUACAUGGACAUGAGGACUGGAUAAGAGGAGUUGAAUGGGCAUUUUGUGAUGGAGAUCUGUAUUUGGCAAGCUGUGCUCAAGAUUGUCUGAUAAGAAUCUGGAAGAUGCAUGCAACUUCAUUGUUUGGGGAAAUCCAAGAUGAGGACACUAUUAGGUUGAAAGAGAAUGUUUUCACCAUAAAAAAUAGCAAUGGUGCAGAUAAAUCCUUUGCAGUUACCUUGGAUUCAGUGCUAGCUGGCCAUGAAAACUGGGUAUAUGGAGUUCAUUGGCAGCCACCAUAUUUCAAAGAUGGCAGGAUGGUACAGCCAAUGAGGUUACUAUCUGCUUCAAUGGACAAAACGGUGAUCCUUUGGUCUCCAGAUGAUGAAUCUGGAGUGUGGUUGGAACAGGUCCGAAUAGGAGAAGUGGGAGGAAAUACGCUCGGAUUUUUUGAUUGUCAGUUCAGCCCAGAUGGAUCAAUGAUUCUUGCUCAUGCUUUCCAUGGAGCCCUUCAUCUUUGGAAACAGACUUCUUCAAACAAGAGUGAAUGGACUCCAGAAGUGAUGAUUUCAGGACAUUUUAAUUGUGUCCAAGAUGUGAAGUGGGAUUCAGAGGGAGGCUUUAUAAUUUCUGUUGGUUCUGACCAAACCACAAGAAUAUUUGCUCCUUGGAAAAGAGAGAACAACCCAGAGGUGACGUGGCAUGAAAUAGCAAGACCCCAAGUCCAUGGGUAUGACAUGCAGUGUAUAGCACUGACAGCACGGUUUCAGUUCGUAUCUGGAGCAGAUGAGAAAGUGCUGCGUGUGUUUACUGCACCUAGAAAUUUCAUUGAGAACUUCAGCAGUAUUUCUGGAAUGUCUCUGGAGAAAUUAUAUUCUGGUCAAAUGGUGGAUCUUCCAGAAGGGGCUACCGUACCAGCCUUAGGUUUAUCCAAUAAGGCCGUCUUUGAAGCUGCAGAUACAACAGCUCAAACAACUGAAGAAGAAAAUCUCAGUAAUUCUUCCAGACAGUACCGUGAAAAUUACUUUCAGCCAUGUAAUCUUUCAGAACCUCCCACAGAAGAUCAUCUCUUGCAGAAUACACUGUGGCCUGAAACUCAAAAGUUAUAUGGACAUGGUUAUGAAAUUUUUUGUGUUGCCUGCAAUAAUUCAGGCACUGUGAUAGCCUCUGCAUGUAAGGCUUCUAAAAAAGAAUAUGCAGCCAUUAUUUUGUGGAGCACCACAACUUGGAAACAAUUGCAGAGCUUACCUUUCCACAAUCUGACAGUGACGCAGAUGUCUUUUUCCCCAAAUGAUAAAUUCUUGCUAGCAGUUUCAAGAGAUAGAAAUUGGUCGCUUUGGAAAUCUAAUCAUAUCAACCCAAGAGACUCAGACCCAGCGUUCAGCCUCUUUGCAGCCACAGGAAAGAACAUUGCUGUGCAUAGUCGUAUCAUUUGGACCUGUGAUUGGACUCCAGAUAGCAAUUAUUUUAUUACUGGAAGCAGGGACAAAAAGGCUGUGAUCUGGGGUAAAUGUUUACCAGAGGAGAAUAAAGAUAAGGAUUUGGCCCUGAUCCAGCCUUGUUCACCAGUCCUGGAUGUUGGUGAUUCGGUUACUGCAAUUAGUGCUAGUCAUACACUUGCUUCUGAUGGGAGCUUCAUAAUUGCCAUUGGGACAGAAUGUGGGAGGAUUCAACUGUACAAAUGGAAGCCAGGCAAUAAAAAGUUGCCACUUUCCGAUUGGUGCAAGUGCGUUGAGACAGAUUACAGCCAAAGCCAUACCCUUACUGUCAAACGACUGCAGUGGAGAACGCCUGUGGGCAAAGCGGGGCAGGACACAGCCGAGAGCAGCAAGUGGCUGCAGCUGGUGAGCUGCGGGGUGGAUCACUGUGUGAAGAUCUUCAAUAUCAAUCGGCACAGCCUUUAAAGGACGACUUUGAGGCAGGCAGACUCUACUUGCCUACCAGCCAUUUCCUGAACUGAUUUUCUUAAAAAGAAGCAAAAAUUGGACUUCCAGCUCUUCGAGCAAUGCAAUCUGACACCAGUAUAAACUGAACUUACAUAUUGAAGCAGUUUGAGAAGUAAUAUGUGGGCAUAAUGGUUCUGUACAAACAAGUUUUUAUUGUAUACUUAGCAGUGGCCAUUUGUCAUAGAAGGCCCCUCUGAGGUAAAUCAGCUGUAAUCCAUAUACACUUAGAACAGAUAUCAAACUGGGAGAAAGAGAAUUAUGUUUCUUGCUUCCUUCUCAUCUGUAAAAACACAAUGUGUAUUUCUGCUUAAACUUGUAGGAUGGUUGUUUUCACAAUAGAGUGCAGGGACUCCAUUUUGAAGUUCAUUUUUGAGUCUUCCAGAGUGGUUGAUGGGUGGUUGAGGUAAAGGUCCUUGUUUUUGCAGCAUACAGACUAGGGAAAUUUGGGAGUGGCACUUAGGGAGAAUUGGGGAGUGGAUGCUAGCAGAUUGCAACAUUUGUUUCCUUGGGUUGAAGUGGAAGGGAGAAGAAGCGGGAGAAUAAACACUGGUUCCUCCAAAGAAAUCAGAAAUGUGCAAGAAAGAAUAAGCGAUACGACACUGAACAGAGAUGCCUAUGGAAGGCAGAAAGAGGAUGAAGGUCCUUGGUUGCUGCUAGUGAUGGCGGCAGCACAAAUUUCUGAUACUGUAAAUGUCCUUAAAGACAUUUUGUUCACACAGAAGAACAAAUGAUGGAAUAAAUAAAAGGCACAAAUGAGAAAUCCAGGCAAAACUGAUGUGCCUGGAAUGAAGAGGAUAGACCUGACUGGAAUUGGUACAGCAGGAACUUGAACUGAAAGGAGAAGCAAGCACUGCAAAGGACCCUCUACAGGUGGCUCCUGUCUGGCCAUCUAUGGCUGCUCUAAAGGACCAGCUGAAAAGGGAAACGUGAGGAAAUUUGCAACACUCUACAGAAGAAGCGGGGAGGGCAGGAAUAAGGCCUUGCCUUAAAUCAGAAUAUAUGUGUUCCUUCAUCAAGGGGCCAUAGUGGGACCAGGGUACUGAAGGGGGAAAUCUUGAGAGUGUACAUUGGAUAAAGUGAUGGAGGGCUGUUAGAUGAAUGUAAUAGCAAUUGGUUAACACAGGGGGUAUAUUGAAUGUAAGCUUAUUUGAGACAGUAUAUAGGAGGUUCUGGGAAGCCUCGGGGUUUGUGGAUGCUGAGGAGCAAAUUUCCAAAGCCAGUUAGAAGGAGGUAAGAUGGGUGGGAGAUAUUCUGGUUGUUCCAGAAGGGGAAUACACAGUCUUCUAGCUCUUCUGCUUAGGUCCAAAACUUAAGAGGCCUGGUCCAUGGUAUAAUGGCCAAAACAUGGUUAAUUUAAAAUAAGCAAAUCCCUCUGGAGAUAUAUUAUUUUAAUGAAGAUGAAUGUAUGGUGGGGGGGUUUAAUAGAAAUUUUUAUAAAACUAGUACAAUGAUAA